AUGCGCUUCUCUAACAUGUUCCAGCUUUACGCCAUUGCUGCCUGCAGCUCGCACGCGCUCGCCCUAGGAACCGCCGAAGGGCAGCGCGGUGCCGCUGUUGUGCAGAGAGACUCCAUUGGCGCCGGCGCCGACGGGGUGCAGCACCAAUCGCUCGAGCGUCGAAGUCCCUCCCCGGGCCUCUUCGGAUCGAGGAGGGGCGGCCGCACACGCACAAAGGCUGCUCCGGCUCCGAAGGAGGAUCCGAAGGAGGAGUUCUUUGACGCCAACGACAGUUUCCCCCGCCAAAAGGCCAACGCUAGAUUGGCUGCACUACAGAGGGCCAACCCACAACAGACGGGGUCCGGGGCUGGGCGUCCCAGUCGGGCAGAUGCUGCCAGCAGACUGGCUGCAUUGCAGCAGGCCAACCCGCAGCAGACGGGGUCCGGGACUACGCGUCCCAGUCGGGCAGAUACUGCCAGCAGAUUGGCUGCACUGCAGCAGGCCAACCCGCAGCAGACGGGGUCCGGGACUACGCGUCCCAGUCGGGCAGAUACUGCCAGCAGAUUGGCUGCACUGCAGCAGGCCAACCCGCAGCAGACGGGGUCCGGGACUACGCGUCCCAGUCGGGCAGAUACUGCCAGCAGAUUGGCUGCACUGCAGCAGGCCAACCCGCAGCAGACGGGGUCCGGGACUACGCGUCCCAGUCGGGCAGAUACUGCCAGCAGAUUGGCUGCACUGCAGCAGGCCAACCCGCAGCAGACGGGGUCCGGGACUACGCGUCCCAGUCGGGCAGAUACUGCCAGCAGAUUGGCUGCACUGCAGCAGGCCAACCCGCAGCAGACGGGGUCCGGGACUACGCGUCCCAGUCGGGCAGAUGCUGCCAGCAGACUGGCUGCACUACAGCAGGCCAACCCGCAGCAGGCGGAUCCCACGACGGGACGUCCUGGCGGUGGCACCGUUGCUGCUCAGGAGGACCAAUUCUUUGACGCCAACGACAGGACUGCGCGGCAACAGGCGAGCGCCAGGUUGGCACAACUACAGAGGGCUAACCCACAGAGGGCUGACCCACAGCGACCGACGCUCUCGCGCUCCGGGCAGAUUCAGAAGAGGCCUAGGAGGCCUCGCGGACGUGGACUUGGUCUUUCGCAGGCUGUCUAA
Messenger RNA from Pyricularia oryzae 70-15, 1137 nucleotides. RefSeq lists its product as uncharacterized. Bases 1 to 1137 code for a protein of 378 amino acids. The transcript has a single exon. The record is from RefSeq and is a predicted model, not a curated record. Lineage: Eukaryota; Fungi; Ascomycota; Sordariomycetes; Magnaporthales; Pyriculariaceae.